CUAGACGUAGACAGACGAAACGAAGGUUGGCAGCGAUUGGUUUGAUAACUGUCAAAGAACGAUUUCGUUGACGUUGCCUUGUUUUUGUUUAUCGACUCAAAAUUUCAUAACUCACAGGACGCAAUUUUCCUGUAUAGAUUUAUAAAAAAAAUGGCACACUACAAAGGGGCAGCCAGCGAGGCUGGCCGAGCCAUGCAGCUCAUGAAGAAGCGUGAAAAAGAAAUGCAGGACUUAGAAUUACGUAAAAAACGGAUUGAGGAAGAUUUGAAACUAAACAACAUAGAAAAUAAAUUUGCAACACAUUAUGAUGCCGUAGAACAGCAACUAAAGAGUUCAACCAUCGGUUUAGUCACUCUAGACGAAAUGAAGGCAAAACAAGAAAAUAUUGUUAAAGAACGCGAAAAGAAACUUGCCCAAAAACAAGCAGAAAAGGAACGCGAGAAACAACGACAACUAGAGGCUAAACUUGCUGAGAAGAACAAACAGAAAAAACAGAUUCAGGCACUAUCAUUUAACUUGGAUGAAGAUGAAGAGGAAAACUAUGAAGAUUCUGAUAUAAAAUCGUGGAAACGAGAGAGCGAGGAGGUGGCCUCAAAAUCAAAGAAAAUCAAGAAAGAUCCAAAUGUGGAUACUAGUUUUUUGCCAGACAGAGAAAGAGAGGAAGAAGAAAAUAAGUUGAGAGAGGAAUUGAGGCAGCAGUGGGCUGAACAACAACAAAAAUUGAAAGAAGAGGAGAUUGAUAUCACGUUUAGUUACUGGGAUGGCUCUGGCCACAGAAGAACAGUCAGAGUAAAAAAGGGUAAUUCCAUUUACCAGUUUCUCCAAAAGGUGUUGGAGUUGUUACGUCGCGAAUUUUCUGAACUUAAGACAGUCAUGGCUGAUCAGCUCAUGUAUGUUAAGGAAGAUUUAAUUCUGCCACACCACUACACAUUCUAUGAUUUCAUAGUAACCAAAGCUAGAGGAAAAAGUGGGCCUUUAUUUCAGUUUGAUGUGCAUGAUGACGUCAGAUUGGUCAGUGACGCUUCCAUUGAAAAAGAAGAGUCACACGCUGGUAAAGUAUUGUUACGAAGUUGGUAUGAAAGAAACAAACACAUCUUCCCUGCUAGUAGAUGGGAGCCGUAUGAUCCAACCAAAACUUGUGAUAAAUACACUGUCUCAGAUAAAAAUAAAAAAUUGUAAUUUUUUACAUUAAGUUAAUACAAUUGCUACUUGUUUUGA
Molecule: messenger RNA, 1218 nt
Organism: Zophobas morio
Lineage: Eukaryota; Metazoa; Arthropoda; Insecta; Coleoptera; Tenebrionidae
Product: protein FAM50 homolog
Exons: 5
Coding region: 151-1179 (342 amino acids)
Biological process (GO): chromatin organization
Cellular component (GO): nucleus
Source: RefSeq, a predicted model, not a curated record